This is a messenger RNA of Marasmius oreades (fairy-ring Marasmius), 1137 nucleotides long. RefSeq lists its product as uncharacterized. Gene Ontology annotation, biological process: positive regulation of transcription by RNA polymerase II. NCBI's taxonomy places the organism in Eukaryota, Fungi, Basidiomycota, Agaricomycetes, Agaricales, Marasmiaceae. The coding region runs from base 1 to 1137 and encodes 378 amino acids. The transcript has 2 exons. Gene Ontology annotation, cellular component: RNA polymerase II transcription regulator complex. The record is from RefSeq and is a predicted model, not a curated record. Gene Ontology annotation, molecular function: protein dimerization activity; DNA-binding transcription factor activity.
AUGACCCUACCCAUCGUGAUUCCUUCUCCCCCCUCUGCGACAGCUUCCGCUUCAUCUCCAUCUUCCGACGGUUCAUCUUCCGGACCUAGAACUCCACUUUCACCCACUCAUGUUCCUAGCCUUCCCACCCUACCUAACACCGUAGCUGAUAACUCCGCAAGUGGGUCCAGUGGAAAGAGGAAACCGUCUCGGCGUGCGAACACUGCCGAACGUAGAGCUACUCACAAUGCCGUCGAAAGGGCACGAAGAGAGACUUUGAACGGAAGGUUCUUGGAUCUCGCCAAGAUGCUCCCUAACCUCUCUCAGAUUCGUCGCCCUUCCAAAUCUGCCAUUGUGAACUCUUCCAUUGCCCAUAUUCACGCAUCUCGUCGACACCGCGCUCUUGCCGCCCGUGAACUACGUAUGUUGAAGCUUGAGGCUGACCAUUUGAGACGAGAGCUCAACGAAUGGCGCGAUCGAGCUUCAAUUCCACGAGUCGAGGAACCUAUUCGUAAUGAAGGUUUUUCGAUGGUUCUUAACCAAGAACUAGAGGUCAUCCCUGUUGUUACGAAUGGUGCUCUUGACGACGACGACGACACCAUUGGACUUUACGGCGAAGAAAAUGGCAGUGUGGAAGGUAACGAUGACGAGAUGUGGCUCUCCAGCGGGGGACCGAUUGGUAUUGAAGAGCAACAGAGGAUGAUGUUGGCUGCUGGAGGGCGAAUAUCGCCUCCACCGAUGAAUACCUCCAUGACUUACACCCAAUCUCAGCGACCGCCAUUCCCACAUCACCCUCACUCACAUCCUCUCAUUGUCCCUGCACACGGCUCAUACGACGGGUAUCCGGAUUAUCCUGGUGCAGGCAUUUACUCCGCUUCACCGAACGAGAAGUAUCCGAACCCUCAGAUGCAACAGUACCUGGAAAGCCUGAACAUUGCUCGUCGACGUUCGCAGACAGGCCGAGACAGAUCCAACUCGAUGGCGUCGAUGACGUCGAGUGGGAGCGCUUCCCCGCCUCUAUACCCAUCACACCCCCAUGUACAUCCACCCCAAUUCCCAGAAGGGGGAUGGGUUGGCGCUGGUCUCAGUCACCAUCAGACGAUGCAGAUGGGUGGCGGUGGUGGCAUCGGGAACGGAGUCUCGUUUGCAAUGAUGUGA